Pygoscelis adeliae (Adelie penguin) is the source of this 868-nucleotide messenger RNA. RefSeq names its product receptor-type tyrosine-protein phosphatase U-like. The record is from RefSeq and is a predicted model, not a curated record. Gene Ontology annotation, molecular function: protein tyrosine phosphatase activity. Gene Ontology annotation, biological process: protein dephosphorylation. The coding region runs from base 27 to 461 and encodes 144 amino acids. The transcript is spliced from 4 exons. NCBI's taxonomy places the organism in Eukaryota, Metazoa, Chordata, Aves, Sphenisciformes, Spheniscidae.
AGCCGGGGCUCCAGCAGUACGGCCCGAUGGAGGUGGAGUACGUUUCCGGAGCGGUGGAUGAGGACAUCGUGUCCCGUCUCUUCCGAGUCCAAAACAUCACACGGUUGCAGGAGGGGCACCUGAUGGUCCGACAUUUCCAGUAUCUGCGGUGGUCAGCGUACCGAGACACCCCAGACUCUAAGAAGUCCUUCCUGCACCUCCUGGCCCAAGUGGAGAGGUGGCAGAAGGAAAGCGGCGAUGGCAGGACUGUGGUGCACUGCUUGAACGGAGGUGGCCGGAGCGGCACCUUCUGUGCCUCCACCAUGAUCCUGGAGAUGAUCAAGUGUCACAACAUGGCAGAUGUUUUCUAUGCUGCAAAGACCCUCCGCAACUACAAGCCAAAUAUGGUAGAGACCUUGGAGCAGUAUCAUUUCUGCUACGACAUAGCACUGGAAUAUCUGGAGUCCCUGGAGACCAGAUAGCACCUCGCCAGGAGAGCGGCAGCAAGGGCUUGCGCAGGGGUCGUGCCAACCGUGCGUUUCGCACUCGGAUGUUGCGUUAGUGCUCAAGGUGAGGAGAGGAAACAGCAAAGGACAUGAUGACAAAACCCAUCAGAUCAAGAAAAACGAAAGGACGUGGGGACGUGUUGGCCGCUCCCCGUCUUCAUCCUUCGCGCUCCAUCUUUUCUUCCCGCCUGGAGCGCAUCCGAGUGGCCACGGGUUGGAUGCCACGACUCGUCCAGUCCCAGCAUCUCUUCGAGUCACGGUCGUGGGGUUGGUGUGCGCAGGAUGCGGCCCCGUGGCACUGCCUGGGCAUCUCUAAAGCAGCUGGAGAGGAGGCCGGGGAGGGGAGGAGGUGGACAGAAGGAGCUGAGGCCGUUUCCCAGCAG